Messenger RNA from Maudiozyma barnettii, 3354 nucleotides. It is a transcript of the gene CPA2, whose product is annotated as carbamoyl-phosphate synthase (glutamine-hydrolyzing) CPA2. Gene Ontology annotation, cellular component: cytosol; cytoplasm. Gene Ontology annotation, molecular function: ATP binding; dihydroorotase activity; metal ion binding. Lineage: Eukaryota; Fungi; Ascomycota; Saccharomycetes; Saccharomycetales; Saccharomycetaceae. The coding region runs from base 1 to 3354 and encodes 1117 amino acids. The record is from RefSeq and is a predicted model, not a curated record. Gene Ontology annotation, biological process: L-citrulline biosynthetic process; 'de novo' pyrimidine nucleobase biosynthetic process; UTP biosynthetic process. The transcript has a single exon.
AUGUCGAUUUACACAUCAACUGAACCAUCCAUCUCGAGUUUUAACUCACCAACUUAUAAUCCACAACUGGUCGAAGGUAUUAACUGUGUCCUUGUAAUUGGAUCCGGUGGUCUUUCCAUUGGUCAAGCUGGUGAAUUCGAUUACAGUGGUUCCCAAGCAAUUAAAGCCCUUAGAGAAUCUAAUAUUAAGACUAUCUUAAUUAACCCAAAUAUCGCUACUAAUCAAACUUCUCAUUCUUUGGCUGACAGAGUUUAUUACUUACCAGUAACUCCAGAAUAUAUUACUUAUAUCAUUGAACGUGAACGUCCCGAUGCUAUCUUAUUAACUUUUGGUGGUCAAACAGGUUUGAAUUGUGGGAUUGCUCUAGAUCAAUCUGGUACCUUGUCUAAAUUUGGAGUAAAGGUCUUAGGUACUCCAAUCUCUACUCUAAUUACAUCCGAGGAUAGAGAAAGAUUUGCAGAUGCUUUGAAAGAAAUUAAUAUCCCAAUCGCUGAAUCUGUUGCUUGUGAAACUAUCGAGACUACUUUAGAGGCUGCUGGAAAUAUCGGUUAUCCAGUUAUUGUUAGAUCUGCUUUCGCUUUAGGUGGUCUGGGAUCUGGGUUUGCUAACAAUGAAGAUGAAUUGAGACAACUAGCUUCUCAAUCAUUAGCUUUAUCACCACAAAUCCUAGUCGAGAAAUCUUUAAAAGGUUGGAAGGAAGUAGAAUAUGAAGUCGUUAGAGAUAGAGCUAAUAACUGUAUUACUGUUUGUAACAUGGAAAAUUUCGAUCCAUUAGGUGUUCAUACUGGUGACUCCAUUGUUUUUGCUCCUUCUCAAACUUUGUCCGAUGAAGAAUUCCAUAUGUUAAGGUCUGCUGCCAUUAAAAUCAUUAGACAUCUAGGUGUCAUUGGUGAAUGUAACGUCCAAUACGCUUUACAACCAGAUGGGUUAGAUUACAGAGUCAUCGAAGUUAAUGCUCGUUUGUCUCGUUCCUCUGCGCUAGCCUCAAAGGCUACAGGUUACCCAUUGGCUUAUACCGCAGCCAAAAUCGCUCUUGGUUACACUCUACCAGAAUUACCAAACCCAAUUACAAAGACUACUGUUGCAAACUUUGAACCUUCUCUAGAUUAUAUCGUUGCAAAGAUUCCAAAAUGGGAUCUUGCUAAGUUCCAAUAUGUCGACAGAUCCAUCGGUUCCUCUAUGAAAUCGGUUGGUGAAGUUAUGGCUAUCGGUAGAAAUUACGAAGAAGCUUUCCAAAAGGCUUUAAGACAAAUUGACCCAUCUAUGCUUGGUUUCCAAGGUUCUCCAGGUGAGUUUGCUACAAAGGAACAACUAGAUGAUGCUUUGGCUAAUCCAACCGAUAGAAGAGUCCUUGCCAUUGGUCAAGCUAUGAUCCAUGAAGGUUACUCUGUUGAUACUAUCCAUGACUUAUCCAAGAUCGACAAAUGGUUCCUUUACAAGUGUGAAAAUAUCGUCGAAGUCUACAGGUCUCUAUUUAACGUUACAGCUCUGGACCAAUUGACCAAAGAAAUAUUGACCAAGGCUAAGAAAUUAGGUUUCUCUGACAAACAAAUUGCUAAAUCUAUUUCUGCUGACUUAAAACAAUCCGAACUAGAUAUUAGAAAGCUAAGAAAAUCUUACGGUAUUGUUCCAUUUGUCAAGAGAAUUGACACUUUAGCCGCUGAAUUCCCAGCCAUGACCAACUACCUUUACACCACAUACAAUGCUGUUAAGAGUGAUGUCGAAUUUAACGAAAAUGGUAUGUUAGUCCUAGGUUCUGGUGUUUACCGUAUCGGUUCAUCUGUCGAAUUUGAUUGGUGUGCUGUUAAUACUGCUACAACUUUAAGAAAAGAAGGUAAGAAGACUAUUAUGAUCAAUUACAAUCCAGAAACUGUCUCUACUGAUUUCGAUGAAGUUGACAGAUUAUAUUUUGAAGAAUUAUCCUUCGAGAGAGUCAUGGAUAUCUACGAACUAGAACAAUCCGAAGGUUGUAUUAUUUCUGUUGGUGGCCAACAACCACAAAAUAUUGCUCUUUCGUUGUUUGAAAAUGGUUGUAACAUCCUAGGUACUAGUCCAUUAGAUAUUGACAAGGCCGAAAACAGACACAAGUUCUCCACAAUUUUGGAUUCCAUCAGAGUUGAUCAACCAGAAUGGAGUGAAUUAUCCUCUAUGGAAGAAGCAAACAAGUUUGCUUUGAAGGUUGGGUUCCCUGUAUUAAUUAGACCAUCCUAUGUUCUAUCUGGUGCCGCUAUGAGUGUUGUCAAUGACGUACAUGAACUUGAGAUCAAACUAUCCUUGGCUUCUGAUAUCUCUCCGGAUCAUCCUGUUGUCAUGUCUAAAUUCAUUGAAGGUGCUGAAGAAAUUGAUGUCGAUGCUGUCGCUUAUAAGGGUAAAGUCUUGGUCCAUGCUAUUUCUGAACAUAUUGAAAACGCCGGUAUCCAUUCCGGUGAUGCUUCCUUAAUUCUACCACCUCAAAGCUUGUCUAAUGACACUAAGCGUGAAUUGAAGGAUAUUGCCGAUAAGGUUGCUAUCGCUUGGAACAUCACUGGUCCAUUCAACAUGCAAAUAAUCAAGGAUGGUAAGAAACCAUUAAAGGUUAUUGAAUGUAACAUUAGAGCCUCAAGAUCCUUCCCAUUCGUCUCGAAGGUUCUAGGUGUCAACUUCAUUGAAGUUGCUGUCAAGGCUUUCUUAGGUGGUGACAAAGUUCCAGAACCUGUCGAUUUAAUGAUGGACAGACAAUACAACUAUGUUGCUACAAAGGUCCCACAAUUCUCCUUCACAAGAUUGGCUGGUGCUGAUCCAUUCUUAGGUGUUGAAAUGGCCUCUACCGGUGAAGUCGCUUCCUUUGGUAAAAACUCCCUAGAAAGUUACUGGACUGCUAUCCAAAGUACCAUGAACUUCAAGGUUCCUUUACCUCCAUCUGGUGUUCUAUUUGGUGGUGACUUAUCCAAGGACUUCUUAGGUAAUGUUGCUCAUCAAAUUGAAGAUUUAGGUUUCAAAUUUUUUGCACCAAACCAGAAAACUAAGGAAUACUUAGCUAAAUAUAUCAAGAAUGAUGUUGCUAUUGGAAUUCUAGACUUCCCAAAGAAUGACAACAAGAAGAUUCGUGCUAUGUUUGAAGAUAAUGAUAUCAAGUGUGUCUUCAACCUUGCAUCUAAGAGAGCAGAAAAUACUGAUGACCAAGACUACCAAAUGAGAAGACAAGCUAUUGAUUUCGCUCUUCCAUUGUUCAAUGAACCACAAACUGCUCAACUAUUUGCAAAAGCUCUUCACGCUAAAAUCGGUGAAAAGAUCGAACUAUUGAAGGAUGAUAGUAAAAAGAUCCCAAGCGAGGUUCUUUCCUGGGAAGAGUUCCUUGGUUACAAAGCCAUGUAA